GGUGACUGUCACUGAAGACUUGCUUGUUCGUACAUUCGACGAGCAAGGGAAAGAAAUAGUGGAAAGGUCUCUAGUCAAGCACUGCCAGUAUCAGGGCCACAUACAAGGCGAUCCUGAAUCAAUAAUUGUACUUGAUACUUGUGAUGGACUGAGGGGAAUGAUAGAAGAUGCCGAGCAGGAACUAUUGAUCGAACCUUUCAAAUCGAAGGGUGUCAAUGCCCACAAGUUGUCAAGGAUCAAGAAGCCAGAGAAGAUCAAUUGUGGUGUUGAAGGACACAAUAGAAAGGGACUUUAUCAUAACAAUGAACGAGUAUGUAGCAACCAUUGUAAUUUUGAACUCGUUUAA
Messenger RNA from Exaiptasia diaphana, 346 nucleotides. Its product is annotated as zinc metalloproteinase/disintegrin. NCBI's taxonomy places the organism in Eukaryota, Metazoa, Cnidaria, Anthozoa, Actiniaria, Aiptasiidae. The record is from RefSeq and is a predicted model, not a curated record.